AUGGAUGAAUCUGUCCGAAAGUAUUUUACCAUAAUAACUUUUGUACUACUUGUAAUGCAGUUGAAGCCUAGCAGCUCAUCUUUGACACAACCAAAGGCGCCAAACUUCCAGUAUUUUGAAAGACCAUACUAUCGAUACCCUUAUUACGAUAACAGUGGAAAAGGACUUCUAUUGUAUGGACAUGGAGGAAUUCAGCUUUAUAAAUAUAAGACGUACAGCACUCUUGAUGGCAUACAUUAA
This is a messenger RNA of Copidosoma floridanum, 240 nucleotides long. RefSeq lists its product as uncharacterized. Lineage: Eukaryota; Metazoa; Arthropoda; Insecta; Hymenoptera; Encyrtidae. The record is from RefSeq and is a predicted model, not a curated record.